Messenger RNA from Penaeus indicus, 3609 nucleotides. Its product is annotated as zinc finger and BTB domain-containing protein 24-like. The record is from RefSeq and is a predicted model, not a curated record. The transcript has 9 exons. The coding region runs from base 140 to 2980 and encodes 946 amino acids. Lineage: Eukaryota; Metazoa; Arthropoda; Malacostraca; Decapoda; Penaeidae. Gene Ontology annotation, cellular component: nucleus. Gene Ontology annotation, molecular function: protein binding; DNA-binding transcription factor activity, RNA polymerase II-specific. Gene Ontology annotation, biological process: regulation of transcription by RNA polymerase II.
UAUGAAGAAAAAACUUUGGGCUCGUACUUCUGUAAACAAACGUUUGUCUGCCGCUCUGCCUCGCAUGUGAAACUUCUCCCGCUGCACACAUGUAGUUGGUAUCCUUUACUCGACUUUAAUUUUAAUAAAAAAUAACAAAAUGGAAGUUGAUGCAGAAAAAUUAAGGGAAGACCAGCAGAAGCCAGUGACUAAUUCGUUAGCAUUUUGCUGGGAUGAAUUAGUAUCCAAUCUUAUGAGGUCAUUACAAGACUUAGCUUCUUACAAAGGAGUGCCUCCGGAGGUGUGUUUGCGUCUUGGGGAUGAAGAGAUGAUGAUGCAUGGGGUUUUGCUUGCAGCACUAAGCAGUUGGUGGAGAAAACGUCUUGAUCCUCUUCUCCAGCAGGAUACCCUGAUUAUCCACAACAUAACGGUAGACAUCCAGCCAACCCAUGGAGUGCUUUACGCCACAAGAUCUCUCUUAUAUUCUGGUAGCAUGACAGUAUCAUCAUCUCUGCUAGAACAAGUUCAGAGUGUUACAAGAUCACUAAAUCUUGACAACCAUGAAUUAUCUUACUCAGUUUGUAGUAAUGGCAUGUAUUCAGUACAAUGGACAGGAUUUAAAGAGCAUUUGCUUCGAGCUUUGCAGUAUAUGUGUUGCAAUCAGCAAUGUACAGAUGUUGCAGUUGUUGUGAAUGGCCAUAUCAUUAAAGCACAUAAACUGAUACUUGGUGCAUCAAGUCCAAUACUCAACAGUGCCUUUCAAGAAGAUCGAAGGAUACGAAUAAUUCACCUGCCCGAUAUAAAAGUAAAGAUAGCUCAGAGCCUUAUCACUUACAUGUAUUUUGGCAAAACUUGUGUCCAGAAAGAUAUGUUAGUGGAUUUUCACAAAUUAUGUGAAGCUUUCCAAGUGGAGAGUUUGCAAGAGUUAACAAAGAGGUUUGCUGCAAAAGUUAAGGGCAGUAGUGAUAAGAAACCAAAGUCACAUGUCACUAUCCAUGCUCGUGUGAGACCAGAAGCUAAGGAUUUAUGGGGACGACUACAGCAAUACUAUACUGUAGGGAGGAAUGCCGAUCUUAUGCUAGUAGUGGAGAAUAAAAGAAUGCUUGCACAUAAAACUCUUUUCAGUGCAAUUUGCCCUCCCAUUCAUGAGCUAUUGCUGCAAGAACUCUCAAAUGAACAUGCUCUUGUUAUGAUAACAAGUAUGAAUCACUCAUUAUGGGAAGGUAUACUGAACAUUAUGUACAGAGGUUCUUGUACAAUUGUUGGCACAGCAAUAAGCACUGUUUUUUCUUAUAUUGACCUAUCAUUAUUUGAUAUUGAAGUUAAUGAGGUCAAACCAAUUCAAAAGUAUCAGCAGGAAGAUAAGAAUAACCCAAGCCCUACUUUGAUCAACCAAAGAUUAAGUUUGCUGGAGCAAUCCUUAGGUGUGCCAUCAUUUGAGAAUAAUAAAAAACUGAAUGUAAAGAAAAGGAAAUCACUUUCACAGUCAGAGAAAGUAAUGGGUGAAGCAAGCAGCUCAAAGCAAAUUCGAAAUGGGAAGAGAAUUAGAAGACACAAUGCAAGACUUGAAGAUCAGGACUCUAUUCACAAUAUGAUUGAGGAUAUUAAAUUAUUAAAUGAUGCAGCUACCUGUAGCAAAGAAAUCCUUAUGUCCACUGAGCCAGAGCCAAAGACAUGCAAGGAAAAGGGAAAUUCUUUGCCAUCAUCAGCCACUGAGAGCAGCAUUCUUGAACAAAAUGCUUCUUGGGAAGGAGAGGAGGAAAAAGUUUCAGAUGAAAUUUUCCCUAAAUUCAGGCGAGACAAAUCCUACAGCUGUAUGGAGUGUGGUGCUACAUUCCCAUCUCUGCUAACACUAACAGUUCAUACUCAAAGCAGUCACACUACAGAGGCCACUCUGGAAACCUGUGAGCACUGUGGCAAGUCAUAUAUACAAAUUAAAGAAAUCAGAGAACAUAAAAACACUGAUUUAGGUAAUCAACCAUUGAGCUGUGAACAGUGUGCCAAAUUCAUCAUUCAGGGAGGACUUAUGCAUCAGCAUUACAAAACAAGUGAGGAAGAAAAACAUGUAGAAGUACAUGAGAGAAGUCUUGAGUGUUUACAUUGCUCAGAAACAUUUCCUCUCAGAAAUCUUCUGGAAGACCACACUAACAUGAAACACACUGGAUUUGCUCAGCCCGACUUUCAGUCUUCAAAAAGUUUUGCAUCACUACCCAGCAUAAAAAAUCAUAUGACAAAAGAACACAGAGAUGCUUUGAAGCACAAGUGUAUAGAGUGCAAAAUUACCUUCAAGACCGAAAGUCUACUUCUUGCCCAUAUGAAGUGUCACAGAUUCAAGGUCAAACCAUAUGAGGAAAUGCCUUCCAUAUGUUCAAAAUAUGACAAACAGUUAGCAACAUCUGACCGAAUAAAAAUGCAUGAACUAAAAUGUCAAGAGAGUCAGUCUGAGCAGUUAGAUGCAGUCACCACAUCACCUAGAUCUUAUGAUAAUAUGUUUUCAGGAGGACAGGCCAAAAAUCUGAUGUCAUCACUUACUGUUACUCAGUUAAAUGAAUUGAAAGGUAUGGAGAAAAUUCACAGAAGAAGGACAAAAGACAAGACUCCUCAGAAGUAUCUGGAUAACAACAAACAAAAUUACUUUUGUCCAGAUUGUGGAGAAAGCUUUUCUGACAUCCCAUCCCUUAGUGCACAUGCUGAGGCACUAAACCAUGCCUCGGUUGAAGAAUCGUGUUGGAUAUGUGGCUUGUGUAAUGCUGCUUUCUUAAGAGAAGAUGAAUUAACAAGACAUAUGAAAGUACAUGAAAACUUCAUAGUGGACACUCAACUGCCUGCACAUUUUCAAGGUGAAGAAAUGGCAAUAUCAGAUAUUGUCCAAAAUAAAUAUCCAAAUAGAAUUGUGCAAGUCUCCACAUUCCCCCAUAAUCAGGAUACUAUUAUAGGCAGUCAUAGACCUCAGUCAGUUGAGAAUGAAAAUGUCUCAGGAUUACAUAUUUAUCAUUAUUAGAGGAGACAAUACAUAAGGUCUGAUUGGUGCUUCACAUAUAGAUAAGUCUGAUCUUUAGAAGAAUGAUUAGAAAAAGUGUGUCUCAAGCCACAAUAUACCAGUACAACCAUCCUAACAAAAGCACAUGUUGCCUCUUAGAAUUUAGCAGGUGGUUUGUUUACUGUAAUUAUUAAGUAAGAGUGCUGUACUAUUUUUCAUCAGUAAUGUUGUGCAUGCCAAAGAAAUGAAAGUUGUAACUGCUGUGAUACCUAUGUGAAAUUUGUAAUAGCAAAACAAAAUAAAUUAUUCAGAUAUUUAAGUGAAACAACUAUAUGCAGUAUGUGUACUUUUUUCCUUUUUUAAAGAUCACCUGUAGCCAGAAGAAUAACAACUUUUAUUUAUUUUUCAGUUUAGAUAACUAUUGCCUGAAAUUAAAUGAUUAGAUGAUUAUGCAUGGAAUGAAAUACAGUAUUAUUUCUUGUGUUUCAUAAUUACAUUUCCACUUUCACUUUAUAUGUUUAUUCAGUUGGGUUAUUACUUUAUUUGAUGCAUAGUUAUGUUAUAUGAUAAUACACAUUAUGACUUUGAUUUAUGUCAGUGAUUGUGGAGAACAAACCAUAGGGGCUUAAUAUUUUUAUGACUUUGAAAUG